This is a messenger RNA of Oncorhynchus kisutch (coho salmon), 3710 nucleotides long. Its product is annotated as stonustoxin subunit beta. Bases 2344 to 3303 code for a protein of 319 amino acids. The record is from RefSeq and is a predicted model, not a curated record. Gene Ontology annotation, molecular function: protein binding. Lineage: Eukaryota; Metazoa; Chordata; Actinopteri; Salmoniformes; Salmonidae. The transcript is spliced from 11 exons.
GCCGAGUCGUUCGCGAACGACCCAUCACAACAACUUUAACUCAAUUGUUCGGGCCGCCCAACAAUAAACAAAUUGCAGGACUGUAUUCAAGCAGUCGAAAUGUUUAUCCGUCUACGUUGUUUAAUUUCAAAUAUUGUUUGAACAAACUGUUCACAUAUUGCUUGUCACCAUGGCACACUCCCUUCCUGACCUCUUGGAUGACCUGGAGCAAGAUCAAAAGAGUUGCAGCAAUGAUCAGGUGCUGGAGCGAGAGAGGGAGAUGAAAAGGAGUGAGUUGGAGGUCAUCCACAAUGCCAGUCCUCAGUGUCCGGAGACCUAAAACACAUCCUUUCUGAAGCGCACUACCACACAAACUUGGAGGACACUUUAUGUGGAUGAUGUGAUACAGAGAGUUAAAGAGGAGCAUAAAGCCAGUCUGAAGGAGAAGUUUCAAUUUGUUUUCGAGGGAAACACCGACUAAGAAACUCCUCUCGAAUGGAUCUACACUAAGCUCUAUAUCACAGGGGGAGAAAGUCAAGGGGUGAAUGAUGAACAUGAAGUGUGGCAGAUUGAGAAAAGAUCCCGGGGGGAAAAAGCAACAGACACUCCAAUCAACUGCAAUGACAUCUUCAAACCCUUACCUGGAAAAGACCGACCCAUCAGGACUGUAAUGACCAAAGGCAUCGCUGGAAUCGGAAAAACGGUCUCGGUGCAUAAGUUCAUCCUAGACUGGGCAGAAGGAAAAGCCAAUCAGGAUGUGGAUUUCGUCUUUGUUCUUCCUUGCCGUGAGCUGAAUUUGAUCAAAGAUGACCAGUGAUGACCAGUACAGUUUUUCUGAACGUCCUGAAUGACUUCCACCAUGAACUUGCAGAGAUAGAAGACACAAAGAAAUUUGCUGUUUGUAAAGUUCUGUUAAUCUGUGAUGGUCUGGAUGAAAGCCAACUUGAAUUUGAUUUUCAUAAAAACAAGAGGUUGACUGACGUUACAAAGACCUCAUCAGUGGAUGUGUUGCUUACAAACAUUAUCAAGGGGAAUCUUCUUCCCAAAGCUCUCCUCUGGAUAACAUCACGACCAGCAGCAGCCAACCCCGUAAGUGCAUCAACCAGGUGACCGAAGUACGGGGUUUCAAUGACCCACAGAAAGAGGAAUAUUUCAGGAAAAUAAUAAGUGAUGAGAACCUUGCCAGCACAAUAAUCUCACAUCUUACAACAUCAAGGAGUUGCUACAUCAUGUGCCACAUACCAGUCUUCUGUUUGUAUUUCUGCCCAAGUCCUUGUACAAAUGAUGAUGACAAAUGAGAUUGGAGAUAUCCCAACAACUCUGACUGAGAUGUACACUCACUUUCUACUCGGUGAAGCUGCAGUGUACUGUGGGUUGUGCACAGAAAUCUUGAAAGAAGAGUCUGUGUUGUACAAAAAGAAGGUCUAUUGCUUUGUGCAUCUGAGUAUCCAGGAGUUCUUUGCUGCUCUGUACGUGUUCUACUGUUGUGUAACAAAGAACGUCAAGGAGCUGGAGCCUUUCCUGAAAAAUGAGCCAAAAUUAUGCCCCUUGGAUGAGCUUUCCUUGCACGGGCUUCUGCAGAUGAUAGUUGUUAAAGCCUUGCAGAGUAAGAAUGGACACCUGGACCUGUUUCUCCGAUUCCUUGUUGGCAUCUCACUGGAUGCUACUCAGAAACUCUUACAAGGCCUCCUGCCACAAAGUGAGAAUGGCUCGGAGUCUGUUGAGAAAAUGAGGAAAUAUUUUAGGGAUCAGGAUGUUUUAUUAGGGGAUUACUCACCUGAAAGAUUCAUCAACCUUCACCAAUGCUUGACUGAGAUGAAAGACAAUUCAGUACAAGAAGACAUUCUAAAGUACCUUAAGUCAGAAAAUCUAUCAGAAACAGAACUGUCGGCUCCUCAUUGCUCAGCACUGGCUUAUAUGCUUCAAAUGUCAGAGGAUGUGCUGGAUGAGUUGGACAUAAAUAAUUACAACACGGGUAUCACAGGUCAUCUGAGGCUGCUUCCAGAUGUGAGAAACCGCAGAAAGGCAAUAUUGUCUGGCAUUGUACUCACAAGUCAGUGCUUUGAAUUGCUGGCCUCCAUUCUCCAGUUUGCAGACUCACCCCUGAGAGACCUGGACCUGAGUAAUAUUGCGUUUCAUGACAAAGAGAUGUUAUUCUUUGCCGGAUUGAAACCUCCACACUGUAAACACUAAGACUCUCAAGCUGUAAAUUCACAGAAACGUCUUGUACGUCUUUGAUUACUGUUCUAAUGCCAGUGAGCUCACCACCUACAGCCGCAAUCUGGGCACAGAAGUUACCGGUUGGGCGUUGUGUUGCUUUCUGCUAGGCUGGAGGAUCCACACUAUAAACUGGAGAAACUGAGGAUGAGUCGGUGUUCUCUGACAGAAACAUGUUGUUACACUUUGGGCUCAGUUCUCGGCUCAAACUCCUCUCCCCUGAGAGAGCUGGACGUAAGUAACAAUGAUCUACAGGAUUCAGAAAUGAAGAUGCUCUCUGCUGGACUGGGAAAUCCACACUGUAAACUGGAGAUACUGAGUCUGUCAUUCUGCAGCUUCACAGAGGAAGGCUGUGCUUCUCUGGCUUCUGCUCUGAGGUCUAACCCUUCCCAUUUGAGAGAGGUGGACCUGAGCUUCAAUCACCUAGGAGACUCAGGAGUGAAGCUGCUCUCUGCUAGACUGGCAGAUCCACACUGUAGACUGGAUAAACUCAAUUUGAACCAAAAUGAAGAGUUGUGGUUUAAACCGGAGCUGCUUAAGAAGUAUGCCACUGAAGUCACUCUGGACCCAAACACAGCAAACAAAUUUUUCGCACUGAUUGAGGAAAACAGAAAGCUAACAUGGGUGGAUGAACAUACAUAUCCUGAUAACCCACAGAGAUUUGAGGAAAUGCCACAGGUGCUGUGUAGAGCGCCUCUGACCAAACGGCAUUACUGGGAGGCAGAUUUGAUUGGGAAUUGUGACAUAGGAGUGGCAUAUAAAUGUAUUGGCAGGUGGGGAAAGGCAACAGAUUGUAAGCUGGGAGCCAAUGACAGGUCUUGGUGUAUGUUCUUCGAAGAAAAGAACCGUUACCUUGCCCGCCACAAUAAUAAAGAGAAUCAUAUUCUUUACCCAACCACCAGACCUGAUCCCCAAAGAGUAGGAGUGUAUCUGGACUGGCCAGAUGGCACUCUGUCCUUCUACAGUGUCUCCUCUGACACCAUGACCCACCUGUACACAUUCCAGGCCACAUUCACUGAGCCCCUCUACCCAGCUUUUGGGGUAAUGGACUCAUCCGUGUCCCUUGCGGUUACCAGUAGUCCAGUGCCAGCUGAAAAUCCUGCAUAAUCUUGGAUAAGGUACAAUUCCUUAUGUUGGAGGGUAUUUUGUUUCACAGCCUUUUCUAUUACAUUUUCAUGACUGAAUUUGAAUGAUGGAAAAGUUGAAUGGGACAUUAUUUUUUCCAUCAUUGACAGUUAGCUUGUAACUUUGGGUUUAAAAUAAAGAACAACUGUUGGUUGUUGCAGUCAUAGAAACGUAAUGAAUGAAAUGGUAAUUUGGUGGUGUAAAGUUCUUUCAUGUGACAGCGACAAGGGUUUUAAUUUGCCUAUGAUUUGGCCAUGUCUGUUUGUAAAUAAAAAUGUGUGUUAUCUCAUAGCAUAUGCACAGUGUAAAGCACUAGCUAACUUUCCUGCAUGUUUGUCAAAAUGCAUAUUAAGAUUUUUUUUUUAUGGAUUAAAAGACACUUGCUUCUA